AUGUCCCACCCCCCUGCGCGCGAGGACGCAGAGGAGCAGGCGUUCUUCGACCGCGUCACGGACUUCCAGAAGCGCAAUUUUAAGUUCGUCCAGGUCGCUGCCGCAGCGGUCGGCGAGACCAAUGGCGACAUGCCCAUGCCCGACUGGCCGGCUCCGGACGGAGGCUGGGAGGCCGAGGUCGUGCGGAUGCUCGAGCAAGGCUACUACCCCAACGGGCUCGUCGAAUUCCAGUCGGACAAGUUUUCGCCACUCCACCACGCCGUCGUUUGCAACCACCAGUCCAUGUGCGAGAUCCUUCUCGCCCAUGGCGCUGACGUCAACCUGAGCAGCUCGUUCGGCGACUACGAUCAGACACCGCUCCACGACGUGCAGAACGAGGCGAUCUGCAAGCUCCUGCUUGACGCUGGCGCAAUCGUCAACGCUCUCGGCGCGAGCGGCGACAGCACCUUGAUGACGGCUGCGGCCCGAGGCGACACGAAAGUU
Molecule: messenger RNA, 483 nt
Organism: Emiliania huxleyi CCMP1516
Lineage: Eukaryota; Haptophyta; Isochrysidales; Noelaerhabdaceae
Exons: 1
Molecular function (GO): protein binding
Source: RefSeq, a predicted model, not a curated record